Messenger RNA from Daphnia pulicaria, 1247 nucleotides. RefSeq lists its product as uncharacterized. The record is from RefSeq and is a predicted model, not a curated record. Lineage: Eukaryota; Metazoa; Arthropoda; Branchiopoda; Diplostraca; Daphniidae. The transcript is spliced from 3 exons. The coding region runs from base 505 to 1053 and encodes 182 amino acids.
UCAAGUAGGUUAGCAUUUUGUUCUUGAUGUCGAAAACGAGUGAUAUCUUAUUUCGUGGUUUAAAAUAAGGCAGCUUUUGUGGAAAUUUUUUUGUCAGUUUCUAAUCGAUCAGUACAGAAAUUCCCCUUCAACUUGAAAAAAUUUGAAGAAAAUUUUCACAAAAUGAUCUUUGGUCACCUUUAUGAUUUCUUUUUCUCUAGUAAUCUAAAUUUUAAGUAUAUCAUUUCCUCAACUACAACAUGUUGCACAACAACUUAAGAUACAGUUGCAUAAAGUGUGCAAAAUAACAAAAUAGUGUAUUCUUGUAGUUCCCAGGGACUGUUUAGUUUAACUUUAUCACUUUCAUUAUAUUACAUCACACAAGACUUCUCCUUCUCAAUAUUAAUUUCAUAUUUUUCCAUUGUUUUAACGGCAUCUGAGCAUGAGCUGCAGCCAGUUGGCGGAAGAUGUGAACAUGUUAGCUGUUGCAAUCAGUUUGUGAGGAAUCUCACGCAGAAACCAAAAAUGAUAAGCAUGUCGGAGAUCUUGUCUUUCUCAACGUGCGGUGCCAUGUCAACAAGAUGUCUCUUUGAUGAGGUCUCUACUAUAUUGCAAAACAAAACUGAAGAAAACAGGAAAUCUGAAAUGGAUUCUAUGGUCAGUUUGAUGUUUGAGCUGUUUAUGGUGUUGCUGUUUGGUGUGAAGUGGGUUUGCUGUCAUUUUCCAUUUGAGAGAUGCGCUGAAAUGGAGCUUCGUCAGACUUGCAGUUCAACAUCAUACUUCAAUGUGUUAUUUCCCUAUGUUUGUGUCCGUGCAGUGUUGAGCUGUUGGGCAAAACAGUCAUUGUUGUCUGAUGGCUGUCGAGGUAUAUUUUAUCCGCUGCAUUUUGUCAAUAUGUCGUCUCUUGCUACCUGUACCUGCCUGUACGUUGAGGUAGUGCUUGAUGAACAGUAUCAUUUAGUUUUUCAGUCGUUAUUGCAGCCCAAGCUGGUGAAAGAUCUUUUUGCAUCAAGUAAAUCUGACUGUUUUUUUGUGUUGUUGGAGUGUUACGGAAGUUGCGUCAUUAUUGUGUAGUAUUGUCAUUGUGACUACAGUUCACCGUUUAUAAUUAAGGAAGGGGAAAAAAAACAUAAUUAUGGGGAAUUUAUGUCAAACAAAUAAUAAACUUGCUUUCGGGAUUGGGAAAGGAAUGUGGAGGUUGUCAGGUGGCAGGGUGGUGAUUUGAAUUUACAUAUCUCAAAAUAUAAUGAGAUAUGUUAAAAUAUACU